Molecule: messenger RNA, 702 nt
Organism: Loxodonta africana (African savanna elephant)
Lineage: Eukaryota; Metazoa; Chordata; Mammalia; Proboscidea; Elephantidae
Product: interferon-induced transmembrane protein 3-like
Exons: 2
Coding region: 84-542 (152 amino acids)
Biological process (GO): defense response to virus; response to interferon-alpha; response to type II interferon
Cellular component (GO): plasma membrane
Source: RefSeq, a predicted model, not a curated record
UCGAAACUACUGAGAGAAGUGAGGCCAGGAAGCUAAACCUCUCACGCAAGACCCUCAUCUACUGCUGGACGUCUCAGGAAACCAUGAACCACACUUCUCAACACUUCUUCACUCGCGCAGGUACCAGCCUCUCUCCAGCCUACGAGAUGCUCAAAGAGGAACAUGAGGUGGAAAUGUUGGGGGCUCCCCACUGCUCGGUGCCCCCUGGCCCCGUGGCGCCCGUGACAUCCACCGUGAUCAACAUCCGCAGUGAUACCUCGGUGCCGGAUCAUAUCGUCUGGUCCCUCUUCAACACGAUCUGUAUAAACUGCUUCUGCCUAGGGUUUGUGGCCUUCGCCUACUCCGUGAAGUCUAGGGACCGGAAGAUGGUGGGCGACAUGAUAGGGGCCCAGAGCUACGCCUCCACAGCCAAGUGCCUGAACAUUUGUGCCCUGCUCUUCAGUGUCCUGGUGACCAUCGGGUUCAUUGCUCUCGUGGCCAGUGGAGCCAUGAUAAGCCUCGAUGCAAUCUCAAAGCUCAGGCAGGCACAGGGGGGCCACUGACCGCUGCCCAUUGCUGCUGCCUGAGUCCCCCAAGGCUCCACAGCUGGUCCUGCUUUCCCGCCUGUUGACACCCCACCCCAACUCUUGUCUAAAGCAGUUUGCACUCGAUGAUCUGUCUAUAAACGAAUUCAGUAAAGUUCCUCUGUGCGUAACGGGGAAA